This is a messenger RNA of Colletotrichum godetiae, 1932 nucleotides long. RefSeq lists its product as uncharacterized. The record is from RefSeq and is a predicted model, not a curated record. Bases 1 to 1932 code for a protein of 643 amino acids. Lineage: Eukaryota; Fungi; Ascomycota; Sordariomycetes; Glomerellales; Glomerellaceae. The transcript has 5 exons.
AUGGAAGAAUUGGGCGGUAUUUUCCCGCUCCCUGCGGUUGGGGGGACAUUUCAGGAUAGCGUGAGAUACCUUCUCAUCCACAAAUCAGGCUCAUGCGCUAUGCCAGAAAGCGAGUGCGGCAUACCGACAUGGAAUGAAGAUCCGAGUCAGCAUACAAAUGUCUUUAGGUAUUUGUGCGACAAUUCCGGUCCCAAUUCUCAAGCUCUUAGAUUGCUAAAGGCUCUGAUGCAGACUGUGAAUCAAGACCCAGCAAGCUACUUUGUUGUGUUUACGACUACAUAUGGAGGCUUGAUAUUUGCAAAGGCCCUCCUGCUGGCAUCGUCUUGUACGACUCCUAACUCGUCAGGGCCUUGUUUGCAUUACCACACCAUCCUUAAACAUAUACGGGCUGUGUUCCAUAUUAAACAAUUGGAGAGUAGCUCUCGAGCUGUCAUAUACGAUUUUGGUCGUCAAUACCUUGCUUCCAUCUUCAAGCACCGUACGCAGGUUGGGUGCAAAGUCGCUCGGAUACCCGCAGAGAGAAAUGAGCAAGUCCAUGAGUCGAUACUGCAUUUACUUAGCAAUGGGGCAGCCGACAGCAUCAUCGUGGGUUUCAAGACAGUAUCAAUUGACAAUGGCAGAGAAUAUGAGCCUGAAGGAUGUUUGCAGACCGUCACAAUACCUUCGAAUGCAUUCCAGACUACCCAGGAGCUUGAUGCUGACAUCCUGAAAUUGAUAUCGGUCCCAGUUUUCAGAGCGCAGUCUAAACGUGAUUGUGACGCUGAAACCAGCACGCUCUACGACAUUGUGCGCCAGAUAUCUGCUAUUUCGAAGCCAGAAGUGGCGCCUGUACUCCCAUCCGGAGGCACGAACAUCCCUCGUUCAACCUCAAAGUCGACUGACAGGCAAGACGAUGGAUAUCAGAAAAGCUCAUCACCUGAGUUGAGGUCUAUACUUCCGAUGCCCUGGAACCUACUAUUUGGCGGAGGUCCCAUCUGCGCCUCACGUCAGUCAACAGAAGGACGACAAGUCUUCAGUGCCGACUUUGUGAGCGACAGCGAUUUUGAGUCUACCUCAAAUCAUCUGCAAUGGCCAGCAACUGCAGAGUUCAACCUUCCACUGAAAGAAAUAACAGCAGCAACAACGUCAACAACGCAACCACCGACACCACCAUCCCCAAGAUCCCCGCCAAUCGAUUGGGACCAACCCUUUCCUCCAGAGCCCCCAGACAGAGGGGAUGAGGAAGGAAGCGACACAGGGUCCGCAAGCCCACACGUUCGCUGGCUACCAUCUCAUUGGCUUCCCUUCUACCCUUGUCCGAAACCAGCUACACCUACACCGGUUGUGGUACACAAUUAUGCUGGCAACACGAAACUAAGAGAUAUAAUGGGAGCCGGCGUGAUCGGAGCGCUAGCUGGCCGUCAUUUGGACGCGACAUCGAGCUCAGUACCAGGACAUGUCGUCGAUACUAUAGACUCAUUACAAACCAUAACGUACGGGAAUUCUGGCCAUUACCACGGUCCAGAGGCUACAAUAUACAAUGCCAGUCCGAUGGCAUUGGCAUACAAAGGUGACCCUUCAGAGCCUUUUGUACCACUUGAGGCUUCUGCAAUUGUUGGUUCGGGACCCAUCCCUGCCACGCACCAGAAUGAAGAAUAUGGUGAGACUGCUGCUUCGCAACAUUACAGGACACCAGAUGUUCAAGAUAACAGGGAAGACUUUGGUCUGGAACUGGAUCUCAUUCAAAACCCGGGGGCAAGUCACGACGAAGACGAGUCUUUGAGUGAUUGCGGAUCGCUAGAGGUUGAUGCUUCUGAGAAUGUUGAUUCAGAAGCCACAACAUUGCCGUGUCAUGUGCGCGGCUGUCAGCAGCCCGGGCAUCGCUUUGUGGCGACCGGGUUCCCAUGCAGUGAGCCAGAGGGCUGCCAUCGGCCAGCACCGCAAUAUGAAUAG